Molecule: messenger RNA, 5018 nt
Organism: Dermacentor andersoni
Lineage: Eukaryota; Metazoa; Arthropoda; Arachnida; Ixodida; Ixodidae
Source: RefSeq, a predicted model, not a curated record
AGCCGACGCCUGAUUGAAGGGGACCGCGUGGCAUCACACCUGCGCCUGUUCGAGCACCGCGAAUGCUUCCUGCCACAGCUCCAGGUGUUAGAGAGACUUCAAAAGAAGCUGCUGGCCAGUUCCGCCCAUGCUGUCCAAAGGAGGAAGAAGAAGCAUCGAAGAACAUGCAGUAAGAUCGGCUCCCACGAGCUCCGGACAACCAGGCUGCCUCGUUUGCGCCGCUGACUUUAACGAAGAACUCGGCCGCCGCUGUUAUACCUUCAAGGGUGCUGCUGCUGCCGGACACCAACCCCAUCGCCCCACUCAUGGACCUAGAGGAACAGCAUGGCAUUGAAGGCAAGUCUGCAAAUACUUUUUACCAAGCUCGCGUCAUUUCCACCGCACCGAAUGGAGAAAAACGUGCACGAGGCUCGCUCAUGCUGACGCCCGAACGACAGUACACGAGUAUACCCAGGGAUUACCCCUGUGCGAGAGGCGCACGUCGCAUGUCUGCUGCUCCCCUUAGUCGCCAGGACGAAGAGGACAAUUGGGUACUUGUUCGUUCUCGACGGACAAAGCAGAACCGUAUGACGGACGCGGCGAAGCCGAGCUCAGAUGUCUUGCGUAAACAUCAACACACCGUCAUCCUUCGGCCUAAGCAGCCGUGCCGCAUUAUGGGUGAGCAGUUCAUACGGUUAGACAAAGUCAUAACGCGCCACAUUUCGGCUCAUGUCGGUCUCUCUAAGGAAGACCAAAUACCAGAGUUCUCGGUUCGCUACUUAUGUCAGAGCAAUCAGCUCGCUGUCGACGCGUCCGCACCCGAGGUGCGCAACGCACUUCUCGCAAUAGCGUCCCUGCCAAUCCGUGGACAGGAUGUGUCCUUUCAAGCAUACGAAGCCAUUGGUCAUAAUCAAAUCAGAGGCAUUAUUAGAAAUGCUGGAGACAUGACUUCUGAGGAACUAAUGAACUCCUUGCAUUGCCGCAAGUGCAAAAUCCUGCAAGCACGCCCACUUGGUGACAAAGGUCUAAUGGUCACAUUUGAAGGUAAUAGCCUACCCUACAAGGUCGGCCUGCGGUCAUUUACUAUCCGUGUCUUUCCGUACCGUGCACGAGUGGCCAUUUGUGACAUAUGUCACAAGAUCGGGCACCACAAGAAGCAAUGCCCCAACACUCUGGCAGCGAGAUGCUCUACAUGUGGUCUGCGCCAACAUGAAGCGGGAACACAGUGCCCGAACGCAGAACCGAAGUACCGUAGCUUUGGUGGUUCUCACUUGGCCACAGCCACAAACUGUCCAAAAAGACGACAAGUCAACAAGAAAAUUGAACAAAAACGCAAGCCGGCUGCCCAAAGGCCACGUAGGAAAUGGCAGUCCUGAGAGCGGAACUGAACAAAAUUAAUCUAGACCCAUGCUAAAGGCAACGUGCCAGAAUUUCUACACCGGGCCAUCGGUAUCCCCAGCUACACAGUCAGAAGCCAGCGGAAAAGCCACCUUCGCGGAUGUAGUUAGACAAGCGAACGCGCACCUAACAAUCAGUUCCAGCAAUAGUGCAGCGCUUCCCUCAACCUCAACAUUCUCGUCCUCUGCGCUGCAACCACCCUCAGAUGGAGUGGUGCAGCAUACUCGCAGGGACCCAGCUCAGUUAACGGUGCUUACACCUCCCAGCGAUAAUCCAUAACUUCCUCCCCCAACGACACUUCACGAUCUCAAGCGGCGUUUUGAAAAUCGUAUGGCGCAAAUAGAGAAGUCCAUCCAUCAAAGCGUCCAACAGCUUAUUAACAGGGCCAUAGAAACAUGCGUCCACACCAUCAUGGAGCGUAUCAUGCUUUCCGGCACUCUCCCUUUUGGCACAACCUCUCCGACAUCCACAGGAGCACCAGCAAUGCGUACGUCUUGGGUACCACCAAGCUUCAUUACUGCUGAAACAACGCAGCCUCACCAUGUCUAGCUCUUCAAAUUCAUCACCAUGGGCAACUGUCCUGCAAUGGAAUUGUCGUUCUCUUCGUAACAAGAGGGCUGACAUGAUCACCCGGUUCUCCAGCAAGUGAGACAACGCCAAUCCCUUGGUCAUUGCCCUUCAAGAAGUCAACGGCCCUGUGCUGAGCAUAAUCGGCUAUGACGGCUACGCCCCACCUGUAAAAGUCGCUGAACCCACGAAGACAGCAUUGUACGUGCGACGGGGAACUACACACGUGCAAUUAGACACGCAACCGUGGUGCAGCGCUACUCUUAGCAUUGUCGGAUGCCGGUUAGAAGUCUCAUCACAGCGUACAAUGCUCAUCUUUUGCGUCUACGUGGUUCCCAAGAACACAAGGAAUAAGGCAACUAGGGCACUUGUUGAUCUCACCUUCAUCUCCCACUUUAAGAAGAUUUAUCCGCAAGACACCAUAUUGUUGUGCGGGGACUUUAAUGCUCAGCACAUCGCCUGGGGAUACAACAAAUGCAGCCCGCGCGGUCGGCGCAUCAUGCAAGAUACCUCGGUGGACGGGCUGACACUCCCCAACAUGCCUCAAGCACACACGAGGCUGGGACAGACAGUUCACCAAGCAGACACAUCACCGGAUCUUACCUGGAGUACUCGUCCGCAGCUUUUUCGAUGGGAGGUGCUGGACGAUUGCAUGGGGAGUGACCAUUUUCCGAUCCUCAUACGCUUUCGCACAGGCCACGCCAAUCCGAAGAUGAAGUCACACGCCACUACAUGGCUAAGCUACAUAAUACACUGGGACAAAUACUGCGAGUUACUGCAGCAGCAGUCUCCAGCCAAGAACAUUGACCAUCUGGUAUCACAGCUGUACGUAGCAAAGCGAAGAGCCACCAAACAUUUACGGGUUCCCUCUGACCACCCAGAGCCUGAUAGACAUCUGCUCACCUUAUGGAAUAGAAGGCGCCGGAUACUCGCUCAGUACAGGCGGUCUGGUCGCACUGCUCACCAAAAAGCACGGUUGCGCAAAAUACAGCGUUUGAUCGAAGAAUAUACGACUAUGCUCGCGUCAGACCGCUGGAUGGGAAUUUGCGAAUCCAUCAAUGGACAGACUCAUACGUCCAAGGUUUGGGCCAUCCUGCGCUCUCUUCUCGACCAGCGCAAGACCAACAACGGCGUGGCUCGUGUGGCCCUCCGCGAAGGCAUCAGCGCUCAGGAACUUGCCGAACAAGCCGCUGAACUGCUUUUCCCGCAGACGUCUCGCCCCACAGACACCACAUACCAGAAGGAUGUGCAUUCUGAAGAUAAUGAGCCACUUAACAGCCCCUUCACCAUGAUCGAGCUGGAGCACGCCUUGCAGCGUGCUAACGUACGUAGUGCUCCAGGGGUCGAUGAGGUGGGCGUGGCUCAUCUACGCAAUCUGCCCCUUGAGCACAAGCACGCUCUUCUCUAAGAAUUUAAUCGAGUAUGGGAUACCGGGAUACUGCCCUCCAUUUGGAAAUUUUCGGUGGUCAAGCCCACUCCGAAGCCUGGUAAACCACCACAUACCUUAUCCAACCUCCGUCCGAUCUCUUUGACCUCGUGUGUCUGUAAAGUAAUGGAGAGCAUGGUCAACACACACUUGAUGUGGUACGUACCUUGAAGAUCGCGACCUUUUGGCUCCUACACUGUAUGGAUUUCGCCGUGGGCUAUCAACACAGGAUAUGCUAGCCCGCCUAAAACAGGACAUCCUCGACUCUAAUUCGGUGCACCCACGAGCCGUUGUCACAGUGGAUAUACGCAAGGCAUUUGAUUCCGUCCCACAUAACACUAUCAUGAUCAAAGCACGUGCUCUUGGCAUCAGAGGGAAGAUGUACAACUUCAUAGCGGGUUUCCUUGAAGAGCGAAGCUACCAAGUCAAAGUUGGUCACGACGCCAGUGCCAUACGAACCAACCACGUAGGCGUCCCCCAGGGCUCGGUUAUUUCACCGACGCUGUUUAAUAUAGCUAUGCAACAGCUACCUAAGCGCCUUGCCGACGUAUCGGGCCUGAAACACGCGGUGUAUGCCGAUGACGUCACCGUGUGGACGCAUCAAGGGUGCAUCGGGGAGCAGGAGGAGGUCUUGCAACGAGCUCUCGACAUUAUUCACGCCUAUGCCACGGAAACGGGUUUACACACUGCCCCAGACAAAGCAGAGUUUGUCGUCAUUCAUGGUGGCAGGUCUACCUUUGGAAAGCAGGAAGAAAAGCAGUCUUUUAAACUGUACAUCGGUGACCAACCCAUCACACGGAAAUCUACUAUCCGAAUACUCGGUAUGCAUCUAGGUGAGAACUGCACAGCGAACACUUGGUUCCAAUGCAUUACGAAGACCAGCAAACAAAUCCUGCACGCUUUACGCAGAAUCUCUACCCGCACCAGUGGAGUAAACGAACGUGAAAUGCGGCAGUUCGCUCAAGCUUUUCUUGUCUCCCGUAUCAUGUACGGGCUGCCGUAUCAUCCAGUCAACCGCACACAGAUGCACGCACUCGACCGGUUACUUAACGAAGCCAAACGCAUUGUAACUGGGCUCCUAAGGUACACAAGCCUCGAAGCGCUUAAAAGUUCUAGCAAACUCAACAACCUGUCCGAGCUCGUAGACAUGCACAUCUAUACACAAGAGACGAGACUUCGCGCCACACAAGCCGGGCGACACACACUCAUGCUCCUCGGGUAUGACGUCCACAAAAUGCCCAUUUUGCCCAACAACACGCCGCCGUGGGAAAUCACGGCUCUCACCGAUGGCAGGCCACUUCCUCUCAAUAUGGACCCUACUCAGCGAAUGCGGCGCCUUGCAUAUGCCAAGAGGCAUGCCAAGGCUACGAGUUCACUCUCCUUGACUGAACGCAUCGUAUACACGGACGCUGCACUGCCUGCAGACGACGUUAGUAACACCUGUUACGCGACUGCGUGGUACGACCAGACAAAUGAAAAUCAGAACCGCCGCCAUCAUAUAUCGGCAGAAGCAAUGUCCAGCACCCGCGCUGAGCUAAUGGCCAUCCUAGAUUAUUUGGAGUGGGCCCUCGCAACUUCGUCUCAAACUGACCCUGUUCACCAUCAUGUGUACACGGUCGUCCACUUCCAAUUUGAACACGGCUCCUUG